Nicrophorus vespilloides is the source of this 1545-nucleotide messenger RNA. RefSeq names its product serine/threonine-protein kinase Nek2-like. The record is from RefSeq and is a predicted model, not a curated record. Lineage: Eukaryota; Metazoa; Arthropoda; Insecta; Coleoptera; Silphidae. Bases 8 to 1480 code for a protein of 490 amino acids. Gene Ontology annotation, molecular function: protein kinase activity; ATP binding. The transcript is spliced from 2 exons. Gene Ontology annotation, biological process: protein phosphorylation.
UUUAAAGAUGUAUAGUUUGGAGGACUUUGAAGUUAUAAGUAUUUUGGGGACGCACCUGAACUCGACUUAUUACAAGGUGAAAAACAAGACGAGCGGCGAAGGGUUCAUAUGGAAAGCUAUCAAUUACGAGGAGUAUUCGAACGAUUCUAAAGACCUGAUUAAGAGAAUUGCGAAGCGUAAACUAGAAGACAGUGAGAACAGUUUGAAAGUGCAUGAUUAUAUAAUUCAUGAUGAAUCGGUUACAAUUUAUUUAAUCAUAGAUUACUGCGAAUACGGCUCAUUGUACAGCAUCAUCUCCAAGUGCAUCAAAAACGACGAAUGCAUCGAGGAAAGUUUCCUCUGGUACCUGAUUUACAGGCUGGCGAAAUUGGCGAAGGAAUUUGGAAGCGUUAACAUGCACGACGUAUUUAUAAAUGAUCAGUACAAUGUGAGACAUUUAAAUUUUCCGCUGAAUUCGAAUCAAGAAGCGGUUACAAAUUCGUUUUCGGAGAUUCUCCACAUGCUAAUACACAGACAAACCAAAUACAGUCAGAACGAAGAUUUCCCAACGCACUACAGCAGCGAACUGAAGAAUCUGUUUCAUUUCAUAACCACAGAAACGCCGAUGACUUUGGAUGCAGUCCUAUGCCAUCCAACUGCUUUAUCCAAAUUGAAUUACAUUAAAAACACGAGCAUUUUUCAUAAGUUAUCGAAAUCCCAGAUCGAUGAUAUAGAUUUGGAAAAGCUAUACCAAACCAAAUUGGAGAAUCUGCGCACCAGAGAAGCGAUUUUGAAGAGCGCAGAGGAUAAGUUAAAGGAGAAACAACGUAAUUUGGAAAAUAGGGAGAAGAAAAUUUCUCUGAUGGAAAGAGUAGUUAAAGAAAAGAUUUCACGUGCUGAAUUGUAUUUGAAACGAUCACGAGAGCAAAAGGCUAGCAACAACACUUUAAAUAAAGCGAAAAUUCAGAGAACGCUUUACGAUAAUUUAGAUACUUCGUUUUCUGCGGAUUGCGGCGAAAGCGUAAUCAUGCCUACCAGCAAGAAGCUGAACGUGGAUAACAUCGUAAAACCCAUUCAGCUGUGCAGGACGAUUUCGGAGAGGAGGACGGUGCGUUUCAAGCAGCAAAGUCCUCUCAAGGAUAUACACAAUAUGAAGAAGGAACUCGCACAGAAAGUGAGACCCAACCAAUCGGAUUCGGAGAAAACUUCGGAAAGCAGUUCGGAAAAAGGGGGCACUCUGGAAAAGAGCAAACCGAAAAAGUUCCUACUUUCAUCGAUGUUUUCGAAGAAACAUAAGAAGAUUGCUAAUUCGAUUAGCUCUUCUUCGGAUUGUAUUUCUGGUCACACCUACGAGGAGAUCGACAAUAAGCAACAGAACGAGCAGAAGCCUAUCGGGUGGACGGAAGAGAGUAAAAGACAUGCCUUCGACUUGCUGAGGAUUAUGAACGGAGGUGUAAAUUCCGACGAGUUCGGGCAUCAAAUUCAACACACUUACCUUUAGAUGCAAUAUUUUUUUGUUACAAAUGUAUAUAUUAUAUAGACUGUUUAUUAAUUUAGAUACUUUAU